UCCUAAGUACUUUCAGGUGGCAACUAUGGAUACUGAUGAAAAAAGUCCAGGAUUCACGAUUUCAUGCGAAAAUCCUGUUUUUGCAUCCAAAAUGCAUGAAAUUUUUUCUGGAAUUGAUUCUUCAGCCUCUAACAUGAUAUCUUCAGAUAGUGCGAUUGAAUCUGAUGAUAGUGAACAAGAUGACAAUGACUGCAGGAUUAAAAAGGUCAGCAACAAUAAAUCUAAAGCUCUGAUAAAGCCUCCCAAGCCUGACUUCUUAGUCAAUCCAUCUCGUUAUACGAAAUACAGCUUGAGGGACACAGAGCUGAGUGACAAUAAAAGCAAUACACAAAUUGCUUUCCAAUUUUUACGUGAACUAAGUAAUAAAGAAGAUUCUAUCACUGGAAUUGAAUGCUCUGUUACAUCGAAACAGCACGUUUUUAAAAUGCCAGAGCAUGCAGCUGGUGUGCCGAAUGAAAAUAAGAGGAAAACAGACUCGAAACCAAACAUAAAUAGUGAUGAAAUUCUGUGCGAUAAAGUUGAACUUGAUCAUUUAGAAGAAAAUAUCUCAGCUGCCGAAUUUGCUAGUGAAAUAGCAGCAAAAUUAGAUGAUUCAAUUUCAAGACUCAACCCUGUUGACAAUGAUGAUGCUUCUUCAUCUUCAAGUGGAAAACAUCAAUUUAAAUCUAUUAAUAAAAAAAACAGAAGACAUUUGCGUAAUAAGAGUCAUGAUGACAGUUGAAUUCUAUUUAUAUUCAAAAUUGUCAUAAAUAACAACACUGAGAAUCUGAAAGGUUGAAUUGGUAUUUUGUAAUGUAUGGUUCUUAUUCCAUAUCUAUAACAUGGAAUUUGUUCCUGAUAAAUUUAGAUAGCAAAUAUUUCAAAAUAUAAGAUUGAAUUAAUGUUCAAAACAAUGAAUUAUUUCUCGCUUUCAUUAUAUGAAUUAUCUCUUACAUUUAUGUUCUGAUGUUCGAAGUACAUCGUGUAGGCUAUCUCUGAUAAAUUAAUUUCUGUUUAUUCAAUUCGUAAGAAAUAAUUAGUAACAACAAAGCGUAAAAAUUAUCAAAUCUGGUCUAAAUAAUUUUUUUUUGUUAACAUUUUCUUUAUUGCAAAUCACUGUUUUUCAG
Molecule: messenger RNA, 1106 nt
Organism: Styela clava
Lineage: Eukaryota; Metazoa; Chordata; Ascidiacea; Stolidobranchia; Styelidae
Source: RefSeq, a predicted model, not a curated record